UUUGCUUUUAUACGGAUCUAAAUCCCUAAUUUCAACAAUUCACCUCCAAAAUCUCAUAUCUCCCAAAAUAUUAAAAAAAAAAAUCAAUUUAACAGAGUGAGAAAGGGGAGAGGAAACAGAUACUGCACGAGCUUCCUCGCUUCUGUUUUUGGUUACUCGAGAAAGAAAAAAAAAAUGAUGAUGGAAAGAAGAGAUCCAGCUAUUAAGCUCUUCGGGAUGAAAAUCCCUUUUCCGGCGGUUUAUGAGUCGACGGUGGCGAUUGAGGAGGAGGAAGAGGAGGAGGUGAUGGAGUUGAGCGGCGGAGAUGGAGGAGAGGAUAAACCAGCUGAGAAGGUAACUUCAGAGUUAGUAUUAGAUAAGAACAACAACAAAUGUAAAGACAAGAGUCAUGACUCCAAACCCGAGACCAUGGACAAAGAAGAGACGACAUCAACAGAUCAGAUACAGAGCAGCGACUCGCCUGAGGAGGACGACAACAAUCAGCAGACAACAGCAGACGGCAAAACCCUGAAGAAACCAACCAAGAUCCUGCCAUGUCCGAGAUGCAAAAGCAUGGACACCAAGUUCUGUUAUUACAACAACUACAACAUAAACCAGCCUCGCCAUUUCUGCAAGGCCUGUCAGAGAUACUGGACAGCCGGAGGCACCAUGAGGAACGUACCCGUCGGUGCAGGACGGCGCAAGAACAAAAGCUCCUCCUCUCAUUACCGUCACAUCACCAUCUCCGAGGCUCUAGAGGCAGCGAGGCUCGACCAGGGCUUGCAGGCGAACACCAGAGUCCUGAGUUUCGGCCAACAACAGCACGCUGCUCCCAUGACAACACCCGUGAUGAAGCUAAAUGGGGACCAGAAGGUCCCAAACGGAGCUAGAAACGGGUUUCAUCACGGGUUACCGGAUCAUCAGCGGGUCGUGGCUCGGGUUGAGAAUGGAGAUGAUUGCUCAAGCGGCUCCUCUGUGACUACCUCAGUGGAUGAAUCAAGAGCACAAAGCUGCAGAGUUGUUGAACCACAGAUGAACAACAACAACGUGAAUGGUUACGCUUGUAUCCCGGGCGUUCCAUGGCCUUACACGUGGAAUCCGGCGAUGCCUCCACCGGGUUUUUACCCUCCACCGGGUUACCCAAUGCCGUUUUACCCUUACUGGACGAUCCCAAUGAUAUCACCUUCACCGCAUCAAACCACGUCGCCUAUGAGUCAAAAGGGUUCAAGUCCAAACUCUCCCACUCUCGGGAAGCACUCGAGAGACGAAGAAAAGGACAAUGAGACAGAGCGGAAACAGAGGAUUCUUGUCCCGAAAACGUUGAGAAUAGACGAUCCUAACGAAGCAGCAAAGAGCUCGAUAUGGACAACGUUAGGGAUCAAGAACGAAGGGAUGAGCAAAGGAGGUAUGUUCAAAGGGUUUGAUCACAAGACGAAGAGGAAUCACAACGAUAAAGCAGAGAACUCCCCUCUUCUUUCUGCUAACCCUGCUGCUCUAUCAAGAUCACUCAAUUUCCAGGAACGGGUUUAGAGUUAAUAUACUUGUGUGUAUAUAUGUAUGAUUCGAUGUAUAGAAUGUUGUAGAAUGAUGAGGUUUUGAGAAUCAAACUCUUUUUCUUCUUCCUCGUGAUCAUAUCCAUCCAAGAUGUUUUGUACUGUACACUAUCGAUUUACCUUUUGUUUUGGUCUUUGAUUUUUUUUGUUUCACUUUUUUUUUCCUUAGUUUCUUUCUUCAUUUGUCAAAAAAUGUUGGAAGAACAUUAAUGGUAAAAAGUUGACAUUGACCUUUGUUGCGUUGGCAAUUCAACCGACACUCUUCUCUGAGUCUU
Molecule: messenger RNA, 1807 nt
Organism: Thlaspi arvense
Lineage: Eukaryota; Viridiplantae; Streptophyta; Magnoliopsida; Brassicales; Brassicaceae
Source: the annotation of a GenBank genome assembly